This is a messenger RNA of Dunckerocampus dactyliophorus (ringed pipefish), 4544 nucleotides long. RefSeq lists its product as uncharacterized. Gene Ontology annotation, molecular function: N,N-dimethylaniline monooxygenase activity; NADP binding; flavin adenine dinucleotide binding. Bases 2363 to 3700 code for a protein of 445 amino acids. NCBI's taxonomy places the organism in Eukaryota, Metazoa, Chordata, Actinopteri, Syngnathiformes, Syngnathidae. The transcript is spliced from 9 exons. The record is from RefSeq and is a predicted model, not a curated record.
AUUGAACAAAUUUUUGAUUUUUGCCUUUAACCUGUUUAUCCUUUCAGAGGAUGAAAUAGAGGACAUUAUAAAAUCUCUUAACUUUAUGACAGGAGAGAUUUCAAAUAUUGCUAAACCACAGAAAUGUAUAAUGGGUUUGAUGGACGAAAUUAAAGAACUGAAAAAACAGAACGUUGAGAAGGACAAAAAAACAGCUGCAUUGGAGUGGAGAGUAGCAGAUUUGGAGCCAUAUGAACGACAUAAUAGUCACCGGCCUGGGAACCAAACCCAGCUCGUACGCAAGGGCAGUCCGAGUAGAUGGAGAAGCUGAUGCGCAUGAUCUAGACUCGCUAGAAAACCCAAGUGGUGGACUUUCUAGGCAGCCACGGGAUAAAAUUGGACACCCAAGGAAUAGAGGCAUGCCACCCUCUUCCCACAAAAAAAUGAGAAUACAGAACCCGCUAUUAUAAUACGCCUUGUAAAUAAAAAACAAAUACUAAAACAAGGAAAAAAGUUGAAAGGAACGAAUAUCUACCUCAAUGAGCAUCUAACAAAAAGAAAUGCCGACAUUGCCAGACAAGCUCGACAAGCUUGACAAAUGAGGAAACAAGGCUUCAUACAAUCUCCAUAGACAAACAACUGUAAAGUUUUCAUAAAAUUGAACGGACCUCCAGAAGAGGCCAGAAUAUUGAACAUUAAUGACAUUACCGAUCUCCAAAAGUACCAGAAGAACUAACCAAUGACAAAUCAAUACUUAAAUAUAAAUAAUAUCAGCCUAACCGAUCCUCAACAGACAAAUAAAUAAAUUACAAUGGGCCUUACUACGCACACCUGGAAUGAAGAUAUAGAUCUGGAUACAAAUUUCUUUGCACAUAUUACACAAGAGUGCGUUUACUGUACUGAAGAACAAUACAACAGUAAUAUUACACCAGGCGGCAAGCUAUCAAUUAUAUCAAUUAUUAACAAUAGAAGCAUGUAUGCAAACUACAAUAACAUAAGACAAUAUUUGAGCCAAUUAAAGGAACCCUUCAAAGUAAUUGCAAUCUCAGAAACUUGGACUGAUGCUGAGAAAGGUAUAGAUUUUGGGCUAGAAGGAUAUGAAAUGAACGAUGUAAACAUUAAGAAAUAUGUUAAGAAUAUGUAAGAGAGGAUAUUAUAGUAAACUAUUAGACAAGAAUAAAAAUAACAUUAGAGCAUCAUGGGACAUUUUACAGUAUUGUAGCGACGGAUAUAUUGUGUGAACUGUAGGGGGCAGUCGGGUUCAGCAUGUUGGUCGGAGCAAGCGUUUUAGAGGGAAAAGGCGUCGAUUAAGAAGAGAAGGAAGUGUUGCUGUUUGUACACAUGUAUGGCUAAAUUCGCAUGCAAAUCUGUAAGUGCUGUUUUGCGGUUAUGAAAAUAAAUGGCCAACUGAAUACAGCCAUCCUGGCGUGCAGUUAUUCAGCCGCCAUUACAGUAUUUUCAGGAAUGGAUCCAAGAAAGCUGAUUACCCUCAACAUUUUAAACAUGGAAAUGUCAAAAAUGGGGAUAUAUGACCGAGGUAGUAGAAAUGUUCAAGAAAUACUUCGUAAACAUUGGACCUAAUUCAGAAGAAAGGAUCCCAAAUAACUUGUCAUCGGAAGAAAGGAAUGUAAGUAUACACAGGAAUCCCAACUCCCCGUUCCUCACCAGUGUGACAAAAAAAGAAAUCAUUUAUAUUGUCCAUAAAAGUAAGGCAAAAACAUCAAUUGACUGUAACAGUAUCGACAUGGGAAUGAUAAAAAAAAGGUCAUCACAGAGAUCGCGGAACCACGGUCAGACUGGUAGAAUUACAAACCUCACCUUCAUUGUAACACAUUGUUAUAUUUCUUUACCAUGUUCACAUAUUAUUCAGAACUAACUAUUGAUGUGAAAUGUAUUAGUAUUUGUGACAUGUAUUAGCUAUUGGAUGUGAAACAAAGAGGGGGUACGAUUGAAUAAUGGCAAUAAUAAUAACAUUUGGAAUUGUUAAUAUGAGAGGUAUACUAAUGUGAAAGAAUGUGAGAAAAAAAUGAAUGUCCCAAUCAAUCAAUCCUGACAUCACGCUCACGUUAGUAUCGACCUGAUACGACUGUGGUAUCGCCGAUAUCGAUUUUUUCCCCCCAUCUACUCGCUCGCUUCUACUAGCCGGAAAUCGUUGCUUCACGGAAGCUUGUGUUGCUUCAGGUGACACUCGUUCACUGCGUUUGACUGCCUCGUCAAACGAGACACUUUAACUUUUAUUUUUUUUUCCAGCCCAAAGUGGUGAGAAGACGACUCGGAGAUUGAUUUCAGAUAUCAUUUAGUGACGGUGCUAAGUUGAGCUCAGGGGACCUGUACCACCCAGAGCUACAGUGCCUUCAGCGGGGUUAAACUAUCAGACGCCACCAUGGCAACGGCUUUACAACACGUGGCUGUGGUCGGUGCUGGGGCGGCGGGUCUCUGCGCAGCCAGACGUAUACUGUCCAGACCGGACCGCUUCGCCCCUCCGGUCCUUUUCGAGCUGUCCGCUAACGUGGGCGGGACCUGGUGCUACGAAGAGCGAGUCGGGACGUACGACGACGGACGACCCAUUCUCAGUAGCAUGUACCGACACCUGAGAACCAACCUUCCCAAGGAGGUGAUGAUGUUCCCAGACUUCCCGUUCGAGGAGCAGCCAAGCAGUUUCCUGCCACAUCAGGAAGUGCGGCGCUAUCUGGAGACCUACUGUGACAACUACAAGAUCAGUCCUCACAUUAGGUUCAGCACAGUGGUGGAAGACGUGAAGGCCGUCGUCAUGACAACAGGCGGUGAGGAGGAGCAAACAACUUGGGAGGUGAUUUCAUCUGACGGCUUGGGCUGUCGGAGAACGGAGAUGUUCGACUCUGUGUUUGUGUGCACAGGGCAUUAUUCCGAUCCGUACAUCCCAGAUGUGGCCGGCCUGGACAAGUUCAAAGGCCAGGUUCUUCACAGCCAUGCCUACAGGAGUGCAGAUGCCUUCUCCGGUCUCUCUGUGGUCGUUCUGGGAGCGCGAGCGUCCGGAUUGGACAUUUCCUUGGAGUUGGCCAACGUGACCUUGAGUCACGGUCGUCCUCCUCUCACCUUUCCUCUUCCGGCUGCGAUCAGACAGUCCAGUCCGGUGGCGGCGGUCGAGGACGACGGCAGAAUUCGCUUCCAGGACGGCUCGCUGAAGGAAGCCGAUGCCCUGCUCUUCUGCACCGGAUACAAGUUCAGCUUUCCCUUCCUGGAUGCCCAGCAACUGGCUUUAGACAUUCAGGACCACUUGGUGGCACCACUAUACCGUUUCAUGAUGCCGCCCGCCUUUCCCUCGCUUUUCUUUAUUGGAAUCUGCAAGACCAUCUGCCCCUUCCCCUACUUCGACUGCCAAGUACAGUUUGCUCUGUCCGUGCUGGACGGUUCUGUCACUCUGCCGUCUCGGGCCCAGAUGGAGGACGAGGUCCGGCAAUGGCAGCAGGAGAAAGUAGAUUGUGGAGUUCCGCUGCGCCACCUGAUGGUCAUGGAUAAGGAUCAGUGGGAGUACCUCAGCAUGCUAGCAGUUGAUGCCGGCUUCCCGCCACUGCCUCCGGUGGUACGCAGCCUGUACGAGGAGGUGUGGCGACAGCGGCAGGUUCACCCCGAAAACUACCGCCAGGUCAACUACAGACUUGUGAGUGACACCCAGUGGCAGUUGGUGGACGAUGCAGGUACAUCAUCCCUUAUGGUGGCAACCCAAGGACAGCAGUGCUGAUCUGCAAAUGAUGACAGAUCCCAUGUUUUCUGACCCCUUCUGGCCACAUAGUUUUUAAUUUGAAUUACACUUUUGGCAUCUGUAAAGAGUCAUAUCUUUGUGGGGAGGUGUCUAGGAGAGGGAGCCAAGCCUGUGAACAGGAAGUGAAGUAGUCAGCUGACCAUCAUGUCACACACAUGCAGACAAACCUUUGAAAUACAGCAAGCAGAGUGUGAAGAAGCAUGUGACAGGGGAGUGUCCUUCGCUCCUACAAGAAGGUGAGAAAGGAGUACAAAUUAAGUAGAUGUUCAUUAAGAAACAAUUAGGAAUAUCUCAUAUAUUGGCAUCAAAAUGAGAUAUCUGAUCAGAUCUGUAUCCCUUUUUCUGUCAUCGAUAUCAGCGCACAAGUGAUAACCCCAUCAAAGCCUUCGGAUUGUAAAUAUGCAAUUUGCAAUGACUGUAAAGCGCUGGUUAAGCAAAGGGGGAGUAAGGUGUCUCCCUUCAGUAAUUCUCAUCUGAUAUCACACCAGGAAGAAUUACUGAGUCACUCACAGUAAUUCAUUAUAAAAUGUUUAUAAUUUCACUGAUUGUGUUAGUCCAGAGUUUCAUACUUUGCACUUUACCAUGUUCUUGUAGGGAUGGUUGUGCCACAUAGAAAUGGGCAGCUUUCCACAUUUUAACUUUGCCAAUCUUAUUUGUUUGGAUUCUUUUGUGAAUUUAUUCAAAAGACUGACUUGUCUUACUUGUUGAUAGUAAGAACAAAAUGAUUAAAAUACAGUUUUAAAAUGACUUUUACAGCAUAUUGCAGUAUUUGGCGUAUUUUGUACGCAGUGUUUAUUUGUGAAAUGCAUCCAGUGGCAUCAAU